ACCCCGCGGCCGUCGGCGCUCCGUUCCCCGCAGCGAUGUCUCGGCCGCUGUCGGACCAGGAGCGACGGAAGCAGAUCAGCAUCCGCGGCAUCGUGGGAGCCGAGAACGUGGCCGAGCUGAAGCGGGGCUUCAACCGGCACCUGCAUUUCACGUUGGUUAAGGAUCGCAACGUGGCCACCCCCCGCGACUACUACUUCGCGUUGGCCCACACCGUGCGGGACCACCUGGUGGGGCGAUGGAUCCGCACGCAGCAAUACUACUACGAGAGGGACCCCAAGAGGAUCUAUUACCUCUCCCUGGAGUUCUACAUGGGCCGGACACUGCAGAACACCAUGAUCAACCUGGGGCUGCAGAACGCCUGCGAUGAGGCUGUGUACCAGCUGGGGUUGGACAUAGAAGAGCUGGAGGAGAUCGAGGAGGAUGCUGGGCUUGGUAAUGGUGGGCUUGGCCGGCUUGCAGCCUGCUUCCUCGACUCGAUGGCAACGCUGGGGCUGGCAGCCUACGGCUAUGGCAUCCGCUACGAGUAUGGCAUCUUCAACCAGAAGAUCCGCAAUGGGUGGCAGGUGGAGGAAGCUGAUGACUGGCUGCGGCAUGGCAACCCCUGGGAGAAGGCCCGGCCCGAGUACAUGCUGCCCGUGCACUUCUAUGGCCGUGUGGAGCACACUGCCAGUGGCACCAAGUGGGUGGACACCCAGGUGGUGCUGGCACUGCCCUACGACACCCCUGUGCCCGGGUACAUGAACAACACCGUCAACACCAUGCGCCUGUGGUCGGCUCGGGCACCCAACGACUUCAACCUGCGGGACUUUAACGUUGGGGACUACAUCCAGGCCGUGCUGGACAGGAACCUGGCUGAGAACAUCUCCCGCGUCCUCUAUCCCAAUGACAACUUCUUCGAGGGGAAGGAGCUGCGCCUGAAGCAGGAAUACUUUGUUGUGGCUGCCACCCUGCAGGACAUCAUCCGCCGCUUCAAAGCGUCCAAAUUCGGGAGCACAGAAAGCGUCCGCACCGUGUUUGACUCCUUCCCUGACCAGGUCGCCAUCCAGCUGAACGACACGCACCCUGCCAUGGCCAUCCCUGAGCUGAUGAGGAUUUUUGUGGAUAUUGAGAAACUGCCCUGGAGCAAGGCCUGGGACAUCACAAAGCAGACGUUUGCCUACACAAACCACACUGUGCUGCCCGAAGCCCUGGAGCGCUGGCCGGUGGACCUGGUGGAGAAGCUGCUCCCCAGGCACCUGGAAAUCAUCUAUGAGAUCAACCAGAGGCACCUGGACCACAUCGCGUCUCUCUUCCCCAACGAUGUGGACCGGCUGCGGAGGAUGUCCCUGAUAGAGGAGGGAGGCACCAAGAGGAUCAACAUGGCUCACCUCUGCAUCGUCGGCUCCCAUGCUGUCAACGGAGUGGCCAAGAUCCACUCUGAGAUCGUCAAGUCUGAAGUCUUCAGGGACUUUGCAGAUCUGGAGCCGGACAAGUUCCAGAACAAGACCAAUGGCAUCACCCCACGGCGCUGGCUGCUGCUCUGCAACCCAGGGCUGGCUGAGCUCAUUGCAGAGAAAAUAGGGGAGGACUACGUGCGCGACCUGAGCCAGCUGGCAAAGCUGCACGAGUUUGUAGAUGACGACCUGUUCAUCAGGGAAGUUGCCAAAGUGAAGCAGGAGAACAAGGUGAAGUUCGCACUGCACCUGGAGAAGGAGUAUGGGGUGAAGAUCAACCCCUCCUCCAUGUUUGACGUGCACGUGAAGAGGAUCCACGAGUACAAGCGGCAGCUGAUGAACUGCCUGCACAUCAUCACCAUGUACAACCGCAUCAAGAGGGACCCUGUGAAGCUCUUUGUUCCUAGGACGGUGAUCAUUGGAGGCAAGGCUGCCCCGGGGUACCACAUGGCCAAAAUGAUCAUCAAGCUCAUCAACGCCGUGGCCCAGGUGGUCAACAACGACCCCGUUGUGGGGAGCAAGCUGAAAGUCAUCUUCCUGGAGAACUACAGGGUCUCCCUGGCAGAGAAGGUGAUCCCUGCCACCGACCUGUCGGAGCAGAUCUCCACGGCGGGCACCGAGGCAUCGGGCACGGGGAACAUGAAGUUCAUGCUGAAUGGGGCUCUGACCAUCGGCACCAUGGAUGGAGCCAACGUGGAGAUGGCCGAGGAGGCCGGAGAGGAAAACCUCUUCAUCUUUGGGAUGAGGGUGGAGGAUGUGGCGGAGCUGGACAAGGAUGGCUACGAUGCCCAGCAGUACUAUGACCGGCUCCCCGAGCUGAAGCAGGCUGUUGACCAGAUCCGGAGUGGCUUCUUCUCCUCGGAUGAGCCAGACCUCUUCAGGGAUGUGGUUGACAUGCUUUUCCAUCAUGACCGGUUUAAAGUCUUUGCAGAUUACGAGGCUUAUGUCAAAUGCCAGGAGAAAGUCAGCGAGCUGUACCUGAACUCCAAAGCCUGGACCAAGAUGGUCAUCAGGAACAUCGCAGCUGCAGGCAAAUUCUCCAGCGACCGCACCAUCAAGGAGUACGCGCGGGACAUCUGGCACGUGGAGCCCUCCGACCUGAAGAUCCCACCGCCCAACGAACCACGGGAGGGGGCUGAGGACAGGACCCCCAACGGCACUGCAGCAAGGGCAUAGGGCAGGGGAGGAGCACGGAGCUGAAAGCGAAACCAUUCCGACCCAUUGCUUGCGGUAGGGGCUCAAACUAAAAGUGCUGCGCAGAGGAGGAGUUGGGGUUGCUGGAGAUGGAAUGAGGAACUGGGCUUGCUCGCUGCAAAGCUGAUUGCUGAACGUGCAGGGGAUGGGGUAUUUGCAGUGCACCUUCACUCUGCUCCUAGUCCCUGCUUCACCCCUCUGUCCCUGCAGCUGUAUCUCCAUCCCCCGAGCGCCCCGCAGCAGUGGGAGGACGAGCGUGGGUCUCAGUGUUUAUUACAUACAGCAGCAGUAGGGUCAGUGCCAUGGUGGGGUCCCAGUGCAGGGCAGGGGCAGUGCUUAUGGGCGCUGCGGGCAGCAGCUGGAGUCACUUCAUGUUCAAGAAGUCUCUGCAACGAGAUGCAAUAAACCUCACGCUGUGUCACUCA
This is a messenger RNA of Centrocercus urophasianus (Greater sage-grouse), 3052 nucleotides long. It is a transcript of the gene PYGL, whose product is annotated as glycogen phosphorylase L. Gene Ontology annotation, biological process: glycogen catabolic process. Gene Ontology annotation, molecular function: glycogen phosphorylase activity; pyridoxal phosphate binding. Bases 36 to 2609 code for a protein of 857 amino acids. Lineage: Eukaryota; Metazoa; Chordata; Aves; Galliformes; Phasianidae. The transcript is spliced from 20 exons. Gene Ontology annotation, cellular component: cytoplasm. The record is from RefSeq and is a predicted model, not a curated record.